CAAUAUGGCAGAGGCCACAGAGGCCCGACUUUCUUGUUUCACUGUACCUACUUUAUAAAAGAAUCGAAAAAUAUAAAAUUUGCUCAUGUAUUGAGAAAUAAAUAGACGAAAAUUGUGAAAUAUUAAUAUUAUGAUAAGUGUUUCGUUACCUAUAAAUGAGUAUUUGUAAUUAAAAAUAAGCAAACAUGUUAAAGGAUAAAGGACAAGUAACUUUCGAAGAUAAAUGGCCAUCGAUGCGCCCUAUAGUUUUAAAGUUAUUGAAACAAGAAACAGUAACUCAAAUCGAAUGGCAAGAUCUUUUUGGGGCAGUGCAUUCAGUAUGCCUGUGGGAUGAAAGAGGCCCGUAUAAAGUUAGAGAAGCUCUUCAGCAGGACAUAAUGAUGUAUAUAAAACAGGCCCAGGCUAGAGUUUUAGCGCAACGUGAGGACCAAGCUCUCCUCAAAGCGUACAUAGCUGAAUGGGGCAAGUUUUUCACUCAAUGCAACUAUUUGCCUACUCCCUUUCGUCAGUUGGAAAGUUCUAUUAAUAACAUAAGCAAAGUGGCGAGUGCGAAUGCAACUAAUUCUCAAAAAAAGAACAAUAACAAUAACAUAGAAGAGAGCUUAGUGAGAAAGUUGAUGUUAGACUCCUGGAACCAGAGCAUUUUUGUGGAUAUCAAGCAGAGACUUCAAGAUUCUGCUAUGAAGCUUGUCCAAGCUGAACGUAAUGGUGAAUCUUUUGACUCCCAAUUAGUUAUAGGUGUAAGAGAGUCAUAUGUUAAUUUAUGCUCGAAUUCCAUAGAUAAGCUUCAAAUAUAUAGAGAUAAUUUUGAGGCAGCUUACAUGCAAUCCACAGAAGAAUUUUACAAAUUCAAAGCAAAUGAACAUCUAUUAUCAAACGGUGUUCAAUCAUACAUGAAAUAUGCUGAUCAGCGUCUCAAAGAGGAAGAAGCACGCGCCCACAGGUACUUGGAGCCGGGGAGUGGGAGUGUGGCUGCACUCACUCAGUGCUGUGAAAAAGUUUUAAUAGGAGAGCAUCUGCCAACGUUGUUAGCUGAAAGUGCUCCCUUAAUAAAAGCUGGAGAAACUGAGAAACUUCAGCUGAUGUUCCGUCUUCUUGACAGGGUCCCCGAAGGUGUUACACCAGUUUUGAGGGAUUUGGAAGCUCAUAUUGUAUCAGCUGGUUUAGCUGAUAUGGUAGCUUCUGCUGAUAUCAUAACGUCAGAUUCUGAAAAGUAUGUUGAACGUCUACUAGAUCUGUUUAAAAGAUUUAGCACCUUAGUAAAGGACGCUUUCUUGGAUGACCCAAGGUUCUUGACGGCCAGGGAUAAAGCGUACAAGUGUGUAGUGAACGACACUACUGUGUUUAAGUUGGAACUGCCUUCCUCUGCACUCCUGCGUGGUAGCAAGGGCACAGCACCAGAGAGUAAGUGUCCUGAACUAUUGGCAAACUACUGUGAUAUGUUAUUACGAAAAACACCUCUCAGUAAGCGAUUGACUAGUGAACAAAUAGAGUCUAGAUUAAGAGAUGUACUGUUAGUCCUAAAAUACAUUGAAAACAAAGAUGUUUUUAUGCGAUAUCACAAAGCUCACCUCACUAGGCGUUUAAUAUUAGACUCGAGUGCAGAUUCUGAAAAAGAGGAAGAUAUGGUCGAAUGGCUUCGUGAAGUUGGCAUGCCAGCUGAUUAUGUCAACAAAUUAGCUCGCAUGUUUCAGGAUAUUAAAGUCAGUGAGGAUCUGAAUACUCAGUUUAGAGGUGAAACUACAAGGCAUGAUGCUAUCAAUAUUAAAAUACUCAAUGCGGGUGCAUGGGCUCGAGGUUCUGAAAGAGUGACUGUUAGUCUGCCUCUAGAGUUAGAAGAUUAUAUUCCAGAAGUCGAAGACUUUUAUAAAAAGAAACACUCGGGCAGAAAAUUGCAAUGGUACCACCAUAUGAGCAAUGGCACUAUUACAUUUGCAAAUUCAGUGGGUAGAUUUGAUUUGGACGUUACAACUUUCCAAAUGGCCGUGUUAUUUGCUUGGAAUCAAAGACCAAUGGAAAAAGUAACUUAUGAGAACUUAAGACUUGCCACUGAAUUGCCUGAUCCGGAAUUAAGAAGAACUUUGUGGUCACUAGUCGCUUUUCCUAAACUUAAACGACAACUGUUAUGUUAUGAACCUAUUGUGCAAAAUCCUAAAGAUUUUUCAGAAAAUACAACUUUUUGGGUCAACCAAGAAUUUGCUCUUAUUAAAAAUGGGAAGCCACAGCGCCGGGGAAAGAUAAAUUUAAUUGGAAGGCUUCAACUUAGUACUGAACGCUCACAAUUAGAAGACAACCAUUCCAUUGUUCAGUUGAGGAUUCUAAGAACACAAGAAGCUAUUAUAAAAAUCUUGAAAAUGCGAAAACGCAUUACAAACACUGCUCUGCAGAGUGAAUUAAUUGAAAUACUGAAGAAUAUGUUCCUGCCGUCAAAGAAAAUGAUAAAGGAACAGCUGGAAUGGCUCAUUGAGCACAAAUACAUGCGGCGUGACGAUGACGACAUCAACACUUUUAUAUAUAUGGCCUAACAACCUCACAACAAUACAUCAAGGUGUAUGUGAAUAUCAAAUAAAUUAUUUACUCAAGAUCUGCAAA
This is a messenger RNA of Bicyclus anynana (squinting bush brown), 2592 nucleotides long. It is a transcript of the gene Cul5, whose product is annotated as cullin-5. Gene Ontology annotation, molecular function: ubiquitin protein ligase binding. Gene Ontology annotation, cellular component: SCF ubiquitin ligase complex; Cul5-RING ubiquitin ligase complex. The transcript is spliced from 4 exons. Gene Ontology annotation, biological process: SCF-dependent proteasomal ubiquitin-dependent protein catabolic process; protein ubiquitination. The record is from RefSeq and is a predicted model, not a curated record. Bases 186 to 2525 code for a protein of 779 amino acids. Lineage: Eukaryota; Metazoa; Arthropoda; Insecta; Lepidoptera; Nymphalidae.